AUGGGAGCAAAAUGUUCUUUAGCAUGUGACGAUUCAGGAAGAAGAAACAUAGGUUACAAAUUCUUUGAAUUAGUUGGUACUGGAGGAUUUAGCAAAGUAUGGAAAGUUCAAAAAGAUGGAUAAACUUCAUUUAGAGCACUAAAAUAAAUGGUUAAAUAUAGAAUUAUGUCUAAAAAUAGUGUUGAGGCAAUAUUAAAUGAAAGAUAAAUACUUGAAAAUUUAGAUCAUCCGUUUAUCAUCAAUAUGUAUAGUGCAUUCUAAGAUAAAUAUAAUUUAUACUUGAUUAUGGACUACUUACCUGGUGGAGAUCUUAGAUAUCACAUUAAGUAAACAAAGAUAUUUUCUGAAUAAAAUGCAAAAUUUAUGAUGGCAUGUACGCUAGUUGCGUUAGAGUACGUCCACUCUAAAAAUAUUAUUCAUAGGGAUAUAAAGCCUGAAAACUUAGUUUUUGAUUCUUAAGGUUAUUUGAGAUUGACAGAUUUCGGAAUUUCAAGAUAUACCAAAACUGAUAAUUCAAACGAAACAAGUGGAACUCCUGGAUAUUUAGCUCCUGAAACUUUAAUGAGACUAAAUCAUGGAAAAGAAUCAGAUUUUUUUGGGCUUGGAGUUGUAUUAUUCGAAUUAAUAAAAGGAUAUAGGCCAUAUAAUGUUAGAUCAAGAAAGGAAAUGAGAGAUAAAAUUUUUGAGAAAGAAAUUUAACUUGAUCCUUCACAUGAUCAUGGGGAAGUUUCUGCAAACUGUAUUGACUUGAUAAAUAAAUUAAUAAAAAUAAAACCAUUUAAACGAAUCGGCUGUAAUGGUAUUGAGGAAAUAUUUAAACACCCUUGGUUUGAAGGAUAUGAUUGGGAAUCUUUAAGAAACAAAACAUCAAAAGAUGUGUUUUUCACACCAAAAGAAGGUACAAAUUAUAGCAGAAAACCUAGAAUUGAAACAGAAACAUGUGACGAGGAUAGAAAAAAUAAAGAUUUGUUAAGUAAAAAUGAGUAUUAAUGUAAGCUUAUUCGUUUUUUAUUAUAAAUACUAACAUUUAAAAUAAUUUUUCAAUAGUAUUGUUCAAAGAUUAUGACUAUAAUAUUCCAAUAAAAGAAGUAUCAACAGUUAAUAAUUUAAAUAAUUUAAGCAGUAACGAAUAAAAUCCUUAAUCUAGUUUAUCUUAAUAUAACCAUCUUGACGACCAUAAUUGAAAACUCUCUUUAUUUAUUCCUAAAAUACUGA
Tetrahymena thermophila SB210 is the source of this 1215-nucleotide messenger RNA. RefSeq names its product Serine/Threonine kinase domain protein. Gene Ontology annotation, molecular function: protein serine/threonine kinase activity; ATP binding. Gene Ontology annotation, biological process: intracellular signal transduction; peptidyl-serine phosphorylation. The transcript is spliced from 10 exons. NCBI's taxonomy places the organism in Eukaryota, Ciliophora, Oligohymenophorea, Hymenostomatida, Tetrahymenidae. The record is from RefSeq and is a predicted model, not a curated record.